Moneuplotes crassus is the source of this 2020-nucleotide messenger RNA. The record is from the annotation of a GenBank genome assembly. NCBI's taxonomy places the organism in Eukaryota, Ciliophora, Spirotrichea, Euplotida, Euplotidae.
CAAGGGCUCUAGCCUUGCUUUUAGCACUCUAUGACUCUUGAGAAUUGAGCAGAACAAGUAGGAGAAUGUAUAACAGAAUCUUAAAUAAUAGCACCAAGUAAAGCGGCUCAAAAGCUGUAGAAAAUAAGUGCUAAUUAGAACCAUCUUUACUCUGUAAUGAUUUGGGAAUGAUAGCCUUAGAGGUCUCCCAAAAUUCAUAAAUAUAAAACCUUCGAUUUUGCAUCAUAAAUAGGUUUGGCUGUCUUUUUACUGUAAAUGAUCGAUAUUUCAAUAUUUGUGGCUGCUUUAGACUCAUUAAAUGUUACUAUAACCUCCUUUAAAUCGUAAGCAUUGGUGAUUUGAAUAGCAUAAUUUAAACAUAAAGCCUCUCUGCUUAAUGUAUGCCUGAUCUACCACCAAUAAUGAACUAGGGGCUGAGAAGAAGUCAUUCAACAAUAUAGCACUUUGACGUACUUUUGGCCCAAACCUUUCUGAACUUUUUACUGCAGCUUGAAAUAAUUCUCUUGAUAAUAUUCUUAAAGUUGAGGACAACCUGACUCUUCAAAAUUAUUGGAUGACUUGAGAAGCUAGCUUAUUUGCGAAUUGUGGAAGUCUAGAUUCUCCAUCGGCUAAUUCAUUUCGAAGGUUAAAGCCAUGUAAAUUUGUUCAACCAUUUUACAGAAAUAUUCAGGAGAUUCCAAUCUCUGGUGUUCAAAGUAUCUGGCUUGAAGACUCUAAAGAGAUUAAAUCAGCCCUAAACUGAUUGAAAUAGUUCGAUACGAGAGACUCGAGUUCUAUGGCAUUAUAUUGACGUUAUAAUUAAGAACUUUGAGCUAAAAGAUGAAAUAAUCAUUUAUAAUCGAAACACCAUUUCAUGCAAAAAGCGGAAAAUCUUUGUAGAGUCUAUAACUUGCCUUAUGAACAUAAUAACCGGGCUUCUUUUGUUGUUACUGUCUCUAAAGCUUUAAUGCCAAUUCAUCAGAAAUUAGGCUUCAAUAAAGAUGAAAAAGUCUAGAAAUCUGUAGGCUAGUGCAGAUGGGUACUUUUACAAAAUCAGCAUGCACUUGUGAGUUGAAGCCCUCUAAACUUUUAAAAAAUCUGCUGUGUGUUCUAGUGAAUACCAAGCUUUUUGAUUACCUUGGUUCAAUGAGCAAGGCAACAAUGAGAGUUGAAUUUUUAACUCAUAUAAUUUAGGUUAUCGAAAGAUGAACUUUUUCUUCGGUAAAUGGCAAAUGUUUAUUCCUUGCUGCACUCUAAAAUGUCUGACAAAAAGAGUUGGGCUUAGCAAAGCCACAAUACUUGUCUGUCGUUAGAGAGCCAAAGAAGAGUGGUUGAUGCCAUAUGGAGUCAUUAAUGGCUUAUCAAACAUAAUCAUUUGAUGGCUAUUGAGAUAGCCCAUCUCCUGAUCAUCGUUGCGACUCAAACAAAAUUAACACAUUUUAGUUGAUAGAAAGAGACGAGGCCCGAUGCUCAAAAUCUAAAUGAGUUGUUUGGAUUUUAGAGUUGAUUAGGAAUGAUUAAAAAUUUAGUAAUUUGUCGACAAUAUUUGAGUUAACUGACUUUUUAUGAAAUCAUACCAUAACUUGAUGCAUCGGUCUGAGAAAAGCGAGGUUGACUAAAUAGAGAGAUCUGUUUGCUCUUCCUACACUUGAUUAAUCUCCUCCUUGGUAUGUGAACUUUUUAAAUUAAAUUUUGGGGGUUAAAAAGUUUAUUAAGAAUAAGUUCUUCAUUUGCAUGUGUUAAGCCUGGGUAAACCAUUAGAAAAAUCUAAAAAGCUUCUAAUCCUCAUAGUAUCUAGUAUCUCAUAAUGAAAUUUCCUUGAUAAAAGCCUGAAUUCACAGUCCUGAGUUCUGAAUAUAAGAGAUCUCACUAUAUGAAGUAGUAAAUUAAUAAUUCCUGAUUCGUCGAUUUCGGUGAAGCCAUGGCAAGGAGCAAGUAUUUCUAAUUCAGCUGCGAGUUUUGACUGGCCUUUUCAUAAGGAGUCAGAAUAUUAAGAACUUAAGUGUCUUAGCCUUCAGAUUCAAAAUCUAUGGAAGCAUUU